Messenger RNA from Impatiens glandulifera, 1050 nucleotides. RefSeq lists its product as uncharacterized. The record is from RefSeq and is a predicted model, not a curated record. The transcript is spliced from 2 exons. NCBI's taxonomy places the organism in Eukaryota, Viridiplantae, Streptophyta, Magnoliopsida, Ericales, Balsaminaceae. The coding region runs from base 1 to 1050 and encodes 349 amino acids.
AUGUACAAACAAAGAGAAAUACCGCACUAUAUACCUCCACGGAUCGAAAAUGGUCAAACUAAUGAGGCAACCCCUUCAAGGGCGAAUCCGGCAACAGAUGACACCGAUGAAAGGACGGACCCUCCUCUCACCGGGCAAUCUCCACAUAAACAACCGGAAGUCUCCGAACCGGGUGUUACUGAAGAAAGGGUCAAGAUCCUUAUCCAAGAGUUUGCAGACUCCGCGGCUCAACGCCUCGAAGAAAAGAUGCAGAGAACCGUUAGCUCGGCACUCAAGUUCGCCAACAAGACGAGGCAACUUUUGUUAAGAACAGAUGACCGGUUCUCAGAAAUCGAAGAUGAUCAACAAAAAGAAGCGGUUCUGCACAGCAACCACCUUAGGCGAACCGUAAUUUUGGAGGAUACGACCUCCAAGAUAAAAGAGAACUUUGACCGGCUUGAAAGAGAGACCGAUGAAAGACUGACAGAGGUUAUUAAGGAUCUGGUCGACACAACACUUGAUAGGGUCUCCGAUCUUGAAAAGAAGAAUGCGGGUCUCGAGGACGAACUCAAGGCGCUUUCCGCACAAGUUGCUGAACUACUCAAAGCAAAAAUAAAUGCGGAUGCCGCGGCUGAUCCACCGCAACUUACCGAAGAGGAAGAAGCCGAGCGAGUACGAAGGACAGAGGCUAAGUUCCCGGGAUUUGCAAAGUCGGUAGCCGCUCAAGCUGCGAAGGAUGCAGAACGGUUAGAAAGGGAAAGACAGAGGCUAGAAGACUUUGCAGCCGCUAACGAGAAGAAAAAGGCAGCCUCUUCCGCUUCGAUUCCGGCAAAGCGGAAAAGAAAACCAUCUAAGAAGGACCUAGUAACCGGACUGCUGAACGAGGUCACUGAAACGGUUAUUGAGGGUUUACCGGAUCAGGCUGCUCACAUCGAAGAAGAGGAUGACGAGCACCUACAGCCCCGGUCUACAAGACAGCAAGUUUCCGAAUCGGCCAGUCGACCGCAACCAGUAAAGAAAAAGCGGAACAAGAAUCUGAUGGCCAGCUAUGACUUCUCGGACUCGGAAUAG